Messenger RNA from Colletes gigas, 6361 nucleotides. Its product is annotated as protogenin-like. Gene Ontology annotation, molecular function: protein binding. Gene Ontology annotation, cellular component: axon; plasma membrane. Gene Ontology annotation, biological process: axon guidance; cell-cell adhesion. The coding region runs from base 329 to 3877 and encodes 1182 amino acids. NCBI's taxonomy places the organism in Eukaryota, Metazoa, Arthropoda, Insecta, Hymenoptera, Colletidae. The transcript has 20 exons. The record is from RefSeq and is a predicted model, not a curated record.
GGUAGCAGUGGUGGAAGAUGGCAAGAAACGAACGAAUCGCGUGCUACUGUAAACGAAGUUAAUCGAGUAUCAUUUGCGACGGCCGUGCAGUCUCGGUAUAGUCGACGUCCUCGAGGUUUCGGUGACGAUAUACUGUUUCGCUUGAUGAUGAUGUGAGAAGGCAAAGCAAAGUUGGAAGGGGGGUAAGAGUUCGGCGAACGGAACAGCCGAAAACUCUUGCAAGCGAUGUCAAACAUGCGGCGACAAAUUUCACAGAAAAGUUUACCAAACCGCCGGCGUGUUUUGGCCAAGAUUUGUCAGUGAAACCAGUGCCAAUGAGUGUGAAUAUAUGGCGGCGCGAGUACUUUUACUGAGCAUCUUGUUUUCAGAAGUGCUAAAACCCGCUUGUGCCGCAGGUGUCAAAGAAAUUGGAGCUGGUUUACAUAAUAAAAACGUAUCGAAACCAGAAAAUUUCAACACUAGUCCAACCAAAAGUACUGGUGUAACAUUAGAAAUUCAACCUAGUGAUCAUGUGAUAUUAGGAAAAAAAGGAAUUACACUUAGUUGUAUAACUGGAUCAAAUCAAAAUAUCUCUUGGUUACACAAUGGGGUACCAGCACCGCCGUGUGGAAUCACACGUUGUACACUUUUACGAAAUGGCUCUCUUAACUUACAUAAGAUGUUUAAGGUGCAGAAGUCUAAGGAAAAGAACAAUAUUACAGUUAAUUUUAGGGAUUACAGUAAAGAUGAGUAUCGUUGUGUAACACAUACUAAUUUAGGACUUAUACGAUCAUCUCCUACCUUUAUACAAAUAGCAGAACUUGCCCAUAUAUUUAAAGAAUCGCUUGAAAAUAUAACUAUACAAGAGGGUGAAGUAGCAAGAUUAUCUUGUUUAAUAGACAGUGUUCCUUUUCCUCCUAAUAUCACAUGGCAGCACAAUGGAAAAACAUUGUUACCCGACCAGAAUAACUCAAAUAGGUAUUUUAUGGUACCACCAGGUGUUCUGUAUAUAAAAGCAACAAAGUUAUCAGAUGCUGGUUCAUAUAGAUGCAUAGUAAAUAAUGAAUUCCUAAAGAAAACCAAAAAAAGUAAAGAGGCAAAAUUAAUUAUUAUCUCUCAAGCAGAGCGUAAUGAAUCACAUACUUCGCCAGGGUUAUAUCCGCAGGUUUCGUACAAUCAUUGGUUGUUAAAUGGAACAAAUCUUAGUUUAGCGUGUGCUGCAUCCGGAUAUCCAUCUCCGCUUAUGACAUGGACAUUUAUUCCUCGCUACACUGAUAAUCAUAAUGUUGCACAACCUCGCAUUUUGCUUAAUUCUAGUAUUGGCAUUAGCAUAUUGUCAUUAAUAAAUGUGAGUGUGUCUGAUGCGGGAGUUUAUCUAUGUUCUACAAAAAACUUUGUUACAAAUAGUUUGGAGAUUCAGAAUAUAACGGUGGAUGUUUUAGUGCCACCUUCGUUUUUGAAGACACCUAUAAAUCAAGUAUGUCCAAAUGGAAGAACUGCAAGAUUUGAGUGUCAAGCACAGGGAUUACCUAUGCCUAAAAUAUAUUGGUUAAAAGACUCAUUAAAUAUUACAAUUAACGGACGUAGGACUACGUAUGUAAAGGAAUACAAUAAAAUGGAGCUGGCAAUAUCAGCGACGGUUCCUUCAGAUUCUGGUAUUUAUCAAUGUGUUGCUGUAAAUUCAGCUGGAGAAAUUUGGGCCGCAGGUCGGCUUCAAGUAAACACAUCUCGUAAUAGUCCUGCUACACCUACCUCUCUAAACUGUCAUGCUUUAUCACCAGUUAAAAUUUUUAUUUCUUGGGAGCCACCAAAGUCUCUACCAGUUACCAGUAUUACAGCUUAUACCGUCCAUUAUAGUCCUGUAGAAGGAGGUAAAGAAGAAGUUUCUCCGCCUGAACCAGGUAAUUCUACAUCGGUAGAAGUAACAAAGCUUCUGGAGCCAUUUACAAAUUAUUCCUUCUACGUUCGAGUGUGGAACAAUCAUGGUGCUAGUGACCAAUCCGCCACCAUUUUGUGUUCUACAGCUCCAAGUGUUCCUAAAGGUGUACCAAAAGUAAACGUGAAUAUAAUUAGUAGUACAAAAUUAAAUGUAUCGUGGGAACCGCUGACUAAAUCGGAGUCCCGUGGUAUCGUGGUACAAUACAAAUUACAGUGCAGACCGCAUGAAUAUCCAUUUUCUCGCGUUCUUCAUUUGCCAGCUAGCGUGGAAUCUCAUGUACUUUCUGAUCUAAUACCCGGAGCACAAUAUGAUUUACGAGUACUAGCUAGGACAAAUCAAGGUUGGCCUAAUAUGAGUGAAUCGCAAUUAGAAUGGACCACCGUAACUAUGCCAUCUGCAGAAUCAAUUGUUAUAAAAAAUAUUGUGGAUAUACAAAUAUUAAUCGUAAAUUCUUCUGUCGUGAAGGCGAAAUGGAAUAUAAAUCUUAAAGAAAAUGACAAGAUUGAAUCGGAAUUUGACUUUUGGCAAAUCUAUUGUGAAAAUCAAAAUGGACAUAAAUUAGUAAAUAUUUCGUUACCACUGAAUGUUACUGAAUAUGUAUUUACUGAUCUUGAUAUAAACGUUUCUUAUACAGUAGGCUUGUGCAUGAUAAGCUCUGGUGAGGCGACAGGUUGCCUAACAAAACAAAUAGAGACGAUUCAACCUGAUGCAAAUAACGUACCAAUGGCUCUGGAAGCUGUUCCUAUUUCGCCAACUUCUAUAAACGUGACAUGGUCGUUGAGUGACGUCCACGAAGUGGACGGUUUCGAAUUAUGUUAUCAUGCUAUUCAUACAACAAAUUUAGAUGGCCCUAAGUGUUUUAUACUAAACGAUACCAAGACAAGCGUCGAUAAACUUAGACCAUUUACGUUAUAUCAAUUUAAAGUAAGAGCUAUUCGAAAUAAUACAAGCCAAAGCAGUUUUUACAGCGAAUCUAUAGAAUGUUAUACGAACGAAGACAUUCCUGGAAAGGUGGAAGAGGUACAGUGGUUUUUGGUAAAUAAUUCAAAAGUACGAAUCGCAUGGAAGGAACCGAGUAAUAUAAACGGCAUAAUACAAAAUUACUUUGUCAUAUACACCACGAAUUUAAUGGACUCGGCUACAAUGUGGAGGAAUGUGACAGUACCUGGCAAUAAAACUUCGACAAUUUUACCUGGUUUAACUUCAGGGAAACGUUAUUUCGUUAAGGUUCAAGCUAUGACAAAGGCUGGUUACGGUAAACCAUCCGAUCCCAUAAUUAUUACUGGUGGUAGACCAGUAAAAAUACCUAAUUCUCCGGAUGAGCAAAAACCACCACAAAAUACUAAACCUGAUCAAAGUCUCGGUGUAAUUCUCGGUGUAAGCAUAAGUAUUGGAUUUCUUACAAUUUGUCUAUGUAGUAUGUAUUGUCGAAAGAAAUGUGAAAAUGCUCGUAUCUUGAGAGAAAACGCGCAAUCUACAAAAGGUCGGGUAUUGAUACGAAACGGUAACAGGUGCUGCGUAGAUCAGUCUUCUACAUCAGUCAAUCAGCAAACUAAUAUUAGAGUAGCUCCAAAUGAAAUUGAACUUGCUGUUCUUUGCCCGUCAUCUCCGGUUACGACUAAUCCGCAUUUGGAUACGAAGGGCGGAAAAUCUAAUGGAAUUCUUGAAUCUUGUGCAAAGGAACCAUUACUACCGUCGUGGGAAGUAAAUGGUGAAACUAAAGAUAUUCAAAUAACGAAAAAUUCACAGUACAAAUCCAAAGACAGCGUUGUCUUGAACAACGAGAAACAAGAGCAAGAAUUAGACCUAGAUUUGGAAGGCACACAGCUCACGAUGGUCAAUUGUACUUUAGGCAGUAGCAGUAGCAGUUUAAAUAAUAACUCUGGAUAUCCAGACGGAGACACAUCCCUGUCGAAAUCGAUGUGUAUAUCCGUUCCAGCACUUGGGCCAAAUGGAUGAAAGCAUCAGGCAAUAUAAAUCGAGUGUUCACAUUUUUCUCCUAUGCUAAUGUGCAACAGGUAGGAUGCAAAAGUUUUCCUUCGACUUGAAUCAGUUGGCUGCAACAUGUACAUAUAUGUGUAUACACAUACGCGUACGUAUAAAUUAAAAGUAACAAGAAUGGAAUUCUCAAUGAAGUAAAAAGCAAUGCAAGUUACUAUACUUGCAAGUUUCGCGCAGUAUAGCUUGUAAAUGAAACACUAAUGCAUAUAUAAGUAAUGUAAAUAAUGGUGUCGUGGAAGUGUGUUAAAUCUGAACAUUUCAGCUAUUAUCUUGUAAAUAAUUUUUCCCCGAAGCAAGUUAUUUCUAUCAGCAACACAGUAUCUCUGUAUUAACAAUUCAGCGAGGAAUUAUGGAAAUUUCCAGAUGUCGUUUUAUGGAAAAUGGUACUGUGGUACGAACGAUACUUAAUAUUCAUUAUAUAACUUGCUCAUAUAUGUAUUGAGUUAAUACCUGUGAAAAGGUAAAAAAAGAAAAAAAAAAACAAAACAAAAAGACAAAAAAAAAAAGCAAUGAAACUGAGAAUGAAUCAAUCAAUAGGAUAGCAAGAGGAUAUUUGAUGCUUCUGUACAUAGGAUAACUAUUAACUGUGAAUAUGUUUUUAUAAAGUAACAUGUUUCGGAUAAUGGCAAAAAGAUAAGUAAAUAUGCAUUCCUUUACGCUAGGGAGGGCAAAGAUAUUAAAUAUCCGGGUACAGGUAUGGCCUAAUGGUAUGUAUUGCUUUUGAAGAGAGCAAUAGUAUUGAUCAUUCCACACUCGUUAAGUUUUCCAUUAGCUAAAUCUAAAUGAAGAACGAAAGAUUUUAAGCUUUAAAAAAAGACGUACUAAUCGGAUCGUUUCAUACAUCCAAAAUGCAACUUAGGUUUGUUUUUUUAUCACAAAUAUUAUAACAAAGUACAUACAUGCAUAACAUUUAAAACUUUGACAAAGAUUUAUUCUAUUAAUGAAUUGAACAUUAUAACGCAUUUUUGAAUAAUCGAAACGAUCAUAUUAAUUUAACACAGUCUUGUUUAAACUAGAUGUCUGAUCAUUGUAUUAUACACUAUUGAAUAAUAUACAGCGAACAGGAAAAAAUAAAUAGUACUAUUUAAAGGGCCCGCUAAAUUUGUUUGCCGCAUGUACAGAAUAAGUUAAAUAGUUUGGGGUUCUCUAUAAUUUAAAUAUUAACGUAACGAUUGGAAACCGUGUUUAUUGUAUUCUAUAUAUUUUUUCCUGUUCGCGGUGUCAGUUUACACGAUAGGGAUAAAUUUUACGUUGUACAAGACAUUUUAAAAUUAACUACAUCAUACGAAAAGGAAAACGAAACAAAACUACAAACAUAUUCCAGACUGGUGCAUGUUACCAUGACAGAAAAAACCCAAUACAGUACCUGAUAGAAUAAGCUAUAUCUUUUAGAGUGAGACGUAGAUAUGUCAUGUUAUUAUUGUACCUCCAUUAAUUGUUAUUUAUUACAUUUUACAUUCAGUACUAUUUCAAAUGAUCACAUAACACUGAAUUCCGCAAUAACGUAGUCACUACAAGCACAGUAUGAAACCAUGUAAAGAUAAAAUUAAUUCAAUCUGCACAUGCUAGAGAUUUUACCAUAUAUUUAUUGCAUAGAUUUCUACAUCUUUAUACGAAAUAAUUUGUUAACCGUAUAAUUUUAAAUCAUUUCUAUCAAAAUGAUUCUGCCUUAUGUUAAAGCAAUGUUGCUAUUAAUACAGAUCUUUUAUAUAGUACAUACUUCACACCAUACUUCUCUAAGUAUAAAUUAUGAUUUAUUUUUUUUUUUUUUUAACUCGGUACUAAUAGGUUAUUACGGGACUUUCCUAUUUGAAUAGUUACAAGAUCUGAUGCAGUUUUAUGGAAUAAAACAAAAGGAAACUUUAUUUGCAUAUUACGCAUGAAAUUCGCUACAUAUUCUACGAUCACAUUCAUUAGAAUCUCAAUUUACGCAUACACGAUUGUAGCUAUUUCUUCUUGAUAUUUCUACAACAAGUUUCGUUUGUUGCAAACACAAUUCACAGAUAGAAUGCUUAAUUUGUGAUUUUUUUUUUAUUUAAAUGAUUUGUUUUCCAUUUGUUAUCGUAUUUAACACAACCUGUUACAUUUUACGUUACUGACAUAUAGUAGGAUACUUUUAUAUCUGUUGAAGGUAUUUGUUACACUUUCUAGAGUUAAAUGGGAAAUGAGAAUUGAUAUACGUAUAAUCAAUAGACAACUAAUAAACAACCGCUCAUGAAUUUGUUUUCCCUUUGCAUCAAACUCUUAAAAUAUUUCUAAAUAUCAUUUGCACUGUAUGUAUAUGUUAAUUAUUAAGCUUGUACAAUUUUAUAACACCGAUGGAAUUUUUUUUUAAUUCUAAGGAGAAAGGUAUUAUUUGUUUCUUUUUUUAUGGGGGGGGGGGAAGAUGAUAGUUCAAAAGUGUUGACACAUGACGGAGACAAAAAAUAAGUAAUACGGCGA